Psylliodes chrysocephalus is the source of this 5747-nucleotide messenger RNA. NCBI's taxonomy places the organism in Eukaryota, Metazoa, Arthropoda, Insecta, Coleoptera, Chrysomelidae. The record is from the annotation of a GenBank genome assembly.
GUGGAGGAUGUCACUUUUGUCAUUCUUUGAUUUCUCUGGCUUUGCGCUGCCCCGUUCUCCCCAUUUUUGGGCUAAGUGAGUGUUAUUCGAUUCAGCGCAGUAGCCCCAAAAGUUUGAAGACUAGAAAAAUCAAAACAUGGAGGGUGCUGGUGGUGCGUACGGUGGUGGAAAAGCCGGGGGAUCGUUUGAUCCCCUUUCGUUUAUGCAAAGACCCCAAGUAAUACUUCGCGCAGUUUGUUGGCUAUUUUCCAUUAUAGUAUUCGGCUGCAUUUCAUCACAAGGAUGGCGACUCGAUAAAACGAAAAGACACACUUGUCUUUACAAUGACGAUCCGAACGCUUGCAACUAUGGCGUCGGAAUAAGUGUUAUAGCAUUUUUAGCCAGCAUGGGAUUCCUUGUUGGCGAAUAUCUCUUCGAACAAAUGUCAUCUGUCAAAACUAGAAAACAUUUCGUAUUGGCUGAUCUAGGAUUCUCAGCCUUCUGGUCUUUCCUUUAUUUCGUUGGAUUUUGGUAUUUGACCAGCCAAUGGGGAAAAUCAGAUCGACCUCCAAAUGGAGUUGGAGUCAAUAACGUUCAGGCUGCCAUUGCUUUCUCUUUCUUUUCUAUAUUUUCCUGGGCUGGAUCCGCAGUCUUUGCAUACCAACGUUUCCGACAAGGAACCGCCGCGGCAUUCGCUACAAAUUACGAGAACGAGUCCACUAUGCCGGCAUCGUACCCCUCCUAUCCGGGAGGACCGGAAUCGGAUCAACCGUAUCAAGAACCACCUUUUUCAGCCGGUCCUGGACAGAGAGGUCCUACCGAUUUCCAGGCACCGGCAUAUUAAAAAUUGAAAAAUAUCCGUUUAUUUUUCUAAGUGGUCGACUUCAAAUGCUACCUUUCAUUGUGAAGAAAUCCAGUUAUCGAUUAUGUUACCUGCUAAAAAGGUUACCGUCAUUAUUGUACUUAGGAAUAUGAAAAUAGAACACACAAGUAUUAAUAUACCUCAAUUCUUGAUUGAUUUCUUGUCUAAAGGAACCAGUAGACAGACGUUCUAAGAUUAUUGAGCAAUGGAACGAUUUCGUUCAUACGUAUAACUGUCUUUUUAGCUCAAUAUAUCGAAUAUAUUGAUAAGAGUAUAGAGGUUUGUUCCAACACGUGCGAAAACCGUAAUAUUACGGUUUUCGCGCAUGUUGGAACAUACCUUAAGUUUCACACAAACUAACAGAUUAGAUUUACAAGUAUUAAUCAGUUUUUAUUGGGUUAAAAAGUAAGUUAUACUCAUUUAUAUUUUUAGAAUUAAAAAUUUUUAUUUACAGUAUCUUCUGAUUAUUUUUAAGGUGUCGAUGUCGUAAAAAAAUUUUGACGAGACUUUAUAGUCACUUAAUUCACUUAUUAUUGAUUUAGAGUACUAGGAUUAUGAGGUGUGGCUAAAAAAAAUUGGAUUAGUGCUGUACAAUCUUUUUUGAUAUUUGUUAGUCUCGAAAGUUUUUUUUAUAUCUAUUUUACGAAGUCUAGCUUUUCUAAUUGCCAUAGGAUUUAUAUCUGGUAAGUUUCGUAGCCGUUUAAGGUAUAAAAUCGUUUUGACAUUGGAAAUAUUUCAUCAUGACUGUCGACACAUGAUAUGGAGUCGAAUUUUGUUGAAUAAAUGCGUUCCAAACGCAUAGGAUUUUUGACGUUUUUUUAUAAAAUUUCGUAUUAGGAUUUUCUUAUUUUUUUCUUUUUUUUUUUAGUAUUUUUCCUCUUUUUUAUAUGUAUUAGCUAUUUUUCAUUUUUUUUUCUUUUUUUUUACAAUUUUUCCUUAAUUUUUGUUUUCCUUUUCUUUUUUUAUACAUUAUGUCCUCCAAGUAAAAAACAAGUAAAAAAAUUAAGAGACCUUGUAAAGUAAUUAUUAUUGAUAAACAUGUGAGAAAAAUGAUAUUAAAAUUUGUCAAAAAGAUAAAAUUUAGCUAUGAAAAUUUAAUAAUUUUCUAAUCCGAUCCAGUAUCUAACAAUGCUUUAAACGUAUUCUCACCUAAAAAUCAUUAAAACAAAAAGCUUCAAGUGUUACAGCAUUAAUACUAUAAUGCAUUUAUCAAGGUUAAUAUACAAAGACCUUAAUAAUAGUCAGCUAUUUUUGUUGAAUCUAAAUCUCGAGAAUAUUUUAAAAUCAAUUUGAUGAGACAUAAUUUAUGGAAUUAAUAAUCUGAUUAGAACCCGAGAAGAGGAAACAAAAUUCUCUUAAAUAAUAUAUUGCUCUUCACAUGUAACGAAUUGUAAUCGACAGUUAUCUGCAGAAUAAUCAGUCUGGUGUUUUUUUUAUAGCCACAUCUCGUACUAUGUUUUCCUGAUAUUGUGAUUUUUGCUGAGAGGCUACAUUUAUACGUUUUACUUGUAAAAUAAUAUACAAAGCCAUUGAAGUAUGUUAUAUAUAAAUAUAUAAAUAAAUGUUAAAUAAUUAUUUUAGUAACAGUUCAAUGUACAGUUGAUAUUUACCUGUAUAUGUGUGUGUCGAGAUAACAAGCUUUUGUAGGAUGUUUUUUUAUAAGUUGAUGUCAAGUGAAUGUCACUAUUUCUCGAAUUAUACAAAUUCGACUCACGGUGUUUUUUAGUUGAGCUUAGGCUUAGGUGUUAGAAUGUUAUUAUUCUCUUUUUGUUUCGUUUUUCAUUACCAUAAUGAACGUUUUUUGGAAGGAUAUAUCCGAUUCUAUUUUGUGACACUUAUAUGUAUAGUUUAAUACACAAGGAAGACCAUCAUAAAUCAAAUUUAAAUAUUUAUCAGCGGUAGUGCAAGUUUUAAUAAAUUGGCAUAGCUAAGCAGAGGGUUAGGAACAAUUUAAGAUGGUAUACAAUUAUACUUACCUUUUCCCUACGAAAUAGAUCACACAAAAUAUUUUACAGCAUCUGUCUAUACUUUGAAAAAAAACUUUCUCCAAAUAAUAGAUUCUAAUAUUGGCCAGUAAUCGGCACAGUUAUUAACUUAUCAAAAACCUUCCGGCUGUCGUUGAAAGAGAAAACCAGCACCUAGCUCAUCAUUAAAGUCUUGCAAGUUAUUAAACUCAUCAAAACCCUUCUGGUAGUCGCUGGGACGUGUUUAGGGAUUACCAGCCUUUCGAGUCUUCUAAAAUACUAUAAAUCUUUUGAUUUAAUUUCAUUUGCGGUGCAAUUUAGAAUGGUAUACAAUUAUUCUAACCCUUUUCCUACGAAAUAGAUCACACAAAAUGUUUUACGGCACGUGUAUAUACUUUGAAAGAUUUGACAGGAAAAGAACUUUCUCCUAUUCACAGAUUCUAAUAUUGGCGAGUAAUCGGCACACUUAUUAACUUAUCAAAAACAUUCUGGUUGUCGUUGAGAGGUCUCUAAAGAUUACCAGCUUCCUAGCUCAUCAUCAAAGUUCUGCAGAUUAUUAACUCAUUAAAAACCAGCUGAUUGCCGCCGAGACAUGUUUAGAGAUGACCAUCCUUUUGAGUAAAGGUUAAUAACGUCUUAGAGAUGUUCCAUUUUUGAAAAUAGCCAUUUGGUAGACUUCUACCACCUCAGGUGAAGCCAUUCUAUCCGCCUGUUCCACACAUCAACUUCCAUCAAGCUUUACUCUAUUCUAACUAGUAGUACGAUUGAAAAACUCAUCGAUGGCGCAGUGGAAGGGUGCUGAGCCCAUAACCUUUUGAAUUAAACGCAAUUUGUGAAUUUAACUUUAAUUCCAGGAUGAUUAAGGUCCAUUUGCAACACUGGUCGUUAAGAAAUAAGCUGAGCUUAAAAUGACAUUUUUUCCUUAACAAUGUCGUUUUAAGCUUUGCUAAUUUCUUAACUACUAGCGAUGCAAAUGGCCUUUAAUGAUAAAAACUACCAUACAUGUAAAAAUGUCAACGACAAGUGACAAGUUAGAAAAUAAGUGACAGCAAUGAUAAUUAACAGUGUUACCAACUAAUAUUAAUACUUACUUGAUGUGGAUACGGUCGUAAUAAAUACAGACGAUACUUCUUUUUUUAAUGGUUCAUCUCAAACGCACUGCUGCUGAUUAUUAUAGUAUAAAAUGCGAGAAAUUUACUUUAUUGCAUUUCGAAAUUGGCAUUUUAAAAGAUUUAAUAGAAAAAGAACUUUCUCCAAAUCACAGAUUCUAAUAUUGGCUAGAAAUCGGCACACUUAUUAACUCAUCAAGAACCUGCUGGUUUAAUUAAAAAGUGGCGUUAACCCCAGACGCUCCGUCGCUGAUUAUUAUAGUAUAAAAGGCUACAAAUUCACUUUAUUGCAUUUCAAAAUUGGCAUCCUUGUCUAUUAUACUGAGGUAGCGCCAAAUGGAGACAUAAAAUGAAACUUCAAAACUGUAUCAAUUAGUUUACCAUCGCCAUUUACAUUUUUAUUUCUUUAGAACUAGAUUUUGAAGAGUGAUUAUCGAUAUGUGAGUAGUUUUAAAUCAAAGGAUACAAAUUAUCUAUUAAAAACGUGUAGAAGAGAAGAAUAAGUAUACAAAAUGGUUAGAAGCAACGAAAAUAAUUGUUAUAUUGAGAUUUAUUCAAAAGUUCUUCUACAACAGCUAAAUUUGCAAAUGAAAGCAGAAUAGACAUGUUUUUGCCCAUAAUAUAAGUCAUUGUCGCGAGCAAAGACAUCUUUUCAAUUUUCUUGAUGCAAUUCAAUUCUAUAACUAAAUUAAAAUGAUAAUAAAAUAAAUCUGGAUGGUACUAGAUUUAUUUUAACACCAACAUAUCUUUGAAAAUAAAUUUAAUAUCUAAAAAAAGUUCUAUAUUUGCAAAUGUAGUAAGUAAAAUCAUAAAAUAAUUAGAAAUUGUUUAAUCGCCAUGCACCUGACUAACGACCACCCUGUCAUGACAAUUGACAAGUGAAGUCUAUCUGUGUCAAAACUAGGAAAUUACCAAAGAUCAGACUGGACGUUGCCAACUUAAAUGUGGCGGCAAAUUUAAAUAUUAAAGUCGAAAGAAAAUCUCAUUUUAUUUCGUUUGCUGCUUGAAAGUGUAUAGGAAGUUGCAUAGAUAAAUUGUUCCUUGUGAUAGGUUUUAGCGUUUCUUAGCAAUAAAAUUAUAUGGAUACUUAACGGAUAGUUUCUGAUGGGCUUUUAUAAUUUGUGUAAGCCUACAGAUCAUUAGAAAUUAGUUUAAUAGAACAGUUAUAUUGUUUUCCGCAAAUCGAUAGGAAAUUUUGACAUUCCAAACAACAUUUCUUAAAGAAAAGUCAAGAUUUCCUAACUGUUAGGAAAUAUUAAUUUCCUUACAAAGUCACAUUUCUGGACUCUGUGUUGUUACAAUCUUCACAGUCGUUCAGGAAUGUUACACUUUUCCUACUUGGUAAAUAAUAUACUAUUUUUCUUCACACGUCAAAUUAUUAUUAAAAAUCUGGAAUUCCACCAUCAAAGUGGACAAAUCUGACGUUUAAAGAAAAAAUAUAUGAGUACAAUACAAGGAAUUUUUUGAGAUGCAAUGCAUGAUUAUUAAUAACUAUAUAUAAAUAAAAUAUAAAGAAAUAUAUUUUGUGUUUUAUGAAUCUAGCAAUAUCUGAUUUCAAAUAAUUAUAAUUUGCAAAAUGAAGGUGUACACAAACAAUGUUACAUAAAAAUUUAACGAGGAAUUUCUGAAAGAUAAUUUGACUAUUUUAAAUUUGAAAAAAAAUUAAUGUAUUCUAUAUAAUUUUGGUGGAUGAAAUGCUACUGUAAUAAAUUCAAAAUUAAGCUUGUAUUCAGUUUAAAAGUAGAUAAUAUGUACUAAUAAACAAUUCUAAUGAACUGUACAGCUCAUAAUAUAACAAACAUUAUGGUUUCUUCAAUUUUGCAUCUCACUUUU